Molecule: messenger RNA, 951 nt
Organism: Melampsora larici-populina 98AG31
Lineage: Eukaryota; Fungi; Basidiomycota; Pucciniomycetes; Pucciniales; Melampsoraceae
Exons: 5
Coding region: 1-951 (316 amino acids)
Source: RefSeq, a predicted model, not a curated record
AUGCCAUACUUUUGCUUAGCGAUGUUAUAUUUAUAUAUCCAGAUGGACGAUACCAAGUCAAGACUCCAGGAAUUCCAGUCAGCCUUCUUUUCCAACAAUACCGAUCGAAUCAAAAACUUUCCACACUACUACAUUGUUGAAAACCAUAUAAUGGACAUGAGCGGAGUUCCCAUCGCACCUCGCAAACAACGCAAAGCCGAACUUAAGCAAAUGGCCGCUAAACGACACGCCAAGAAACAAAACAAAACGUUCGAUCGACCACCUAAUCCCAACGUUUCUUCUCCCAAUCACUCAAGUUUCAAACGCAUCCCUUCUACUCCUAAGAAAACUCAUCGUGAUCAAGAUUCAGAAGAAGACAAUUUGAUGACUCCUCCUCACGCUCGAUCCCCAAACACUAUCACCACUGUACCUGUUGUUAUUGUACCUUCAGUCACUCCAGCUCCAGCUCGAGCUCAAACUCCUCAAUUACUUGUUAUCGACCCGAACCGAUCAAAACACUUCGCUAAUGACCCCGUUUUAGAUGUUUCACCGCCUACUAAUUCCAACAGAAAAGCUUCAAGAACCCAUAAGAACUCGUCUAAGUCUUUAAUUACUCCAGUUGAAGAAGAAGUUGGUCCUACUUUCAUAUUCAAGACUCCCUUAUCAGUUGAUGAAUAUAAAAAUUUACUUGGUCCUAAGGUAAUCCUCAACAGGGAAGCUGUAUAUCCUUCUGAUGAAGUCGAAUUGUGUAUUUCUUCAAUGUAUUCAGAAGUCUUCAAGCACUUCAAAGGUCGCAUAGCUGUGAAUGAAGAAGAAUUUGAUGAUCGAGCUAAGGUUCUUAGGAAAUUACACUUCAUAGGUAGAAAAGGAUUGGAAAAGCGAAGUUCUCCAUGUAUAAUUCCUGGUCUAGAACUGAACGACUCUGAGGAUUCUUCUACUGGAUCUUCUUCAAAAGGAAAAGGUCGUGCUUAA